Molecule: messenger RNA, 1640 nt
Organism: Anthonomus grandis grandis
Lineage: Eukaryota; Metazoa; Arthropoda; Insecta; Coleoptera; Curculionidae
Product: toll-like receptor 2
Exons: 5
Coding region: 320-1261 (313 amino acids)
Cellular component (GO): extracellular matrix
Molecular function (GO): protein binding
Source: RefSeq, a predicted model, not a curated record
UUCAGAACCACCAUCAACUUAAUCUGGAACAAAAAUUAGUUUGUGUUUAAAUAAAAUCAAUUUUUUUCUCACUUCACUAAUUAUUGAACAAGGGCUUAUUUUUGACAAUGCAUAUUCUAUUUUGGUGAUAUAAAAUAAUGCGGCUCAUUAAAGAAUAAUUUCAAUUUAUACUAAUCAAGUUUAUUAGCUGCUACUUUAAACCAGUGCGUGCUCGCAGAGAUGACUUCAUAACAACUGAAACGAAUAAGUAGUAAUGUGAAUUUUUUGUGGUUGUAUACAUAUAUCUAAAUUUCUGUAAAAGGGGGUUUAUCGUUCGAAAAUGGAGCUGCUCUGGAUUAUGUUCUUUAUUUUAUUGGUACCUCAAAGUCUGUAUAGCUGCCAAGAAAGUAAAAAAUGUAAAACGACUCGAGUUUAUGGCUUAAAAACAUCAGAUUGCUAUAAUAAAGAUAUAAAGGAGUUUCCAAAAUGUCUGGCGUCAAACGUAGAAGUUAUUGAUUUAUCAUACAACAGGAUAAGAAGAAUAAGCAAAGAUGACUUAGAACAGUACCCGUACAUUACUCAUUUAUACUUAAGUGAUAACCUUUUAACAAAGCUGGAAAAGGACACCUUUAGUCCCCUAAAAAACCUACAAAUUUUAGAUUUAUCCAUCAAUGACUUAUCAACAGAUUCAAUCUCAGAAGUUUUCCAAAUACCAACGCUAAAAGCAUUAUAUUUAAGUCAAAAUAUAAAUUCCAAUAUAGUAGAAUCUAUUGAAAAAGUAAACCUUAGUUCACAAUCCACUCUUACUAAGUUGGAUAUAAGCUAUAUUACUGCAGAGGGAUCUUCGAAUUUUCCUGAUUUGUGCAAGUUUCCGAUGAUAGCAUUUCUUAAUGUAACAGGUAACCAGUUUAACUUCAUAUCAACAAGACAGUUUGCCGGCCUUUGCAACUUACAAAUAUUGGUAAAUGUCAAUAUGAGUGCAAAUUUUGAAAACCACUGCGACUGCUGGAAUAUUAAUAAAUGGUUAGCUGCGAGGAACGUAAAAUUUACUGCUUUUAAAUGCCCUAUAAAAACAAAAGAAUGCAUGGAUGAGGCAAUAUCGAAGGAAAAUAUUAUUGCGUAUGAAAAGUGUAGGAAAAAGGUAGACCAGAUGAGGCAAUAUAUAUUUCUGAGUAAAAUUGGAAUAUGGAUAGCAGUUGCUGUGAUAAUAAUCUUAAUUUUGGCGACUUUUUAUGGAUAUAACUAUUGGUCAAAAUAUAAGCGACAAAAAACCGAAACAUGAUCAAGAAUGGCCAGAACCAUAUUGUAUUGGAACUAUUUUGCGAAUAGAGAAAAUUAUUGUAAAAAAAGAUUGUUUUAAUGAUAUGUGAUAUUUAAUUUAUACUUCUUUAAUCAAAUUUACCUCUGGUAAUUAUAACGAGGAGACUCUUUUUUUUAUUAUAAAUAAGUUAGUUUUAGGUUUUUAUACAUAUCUCCACGAACUAAGCAGCAGAUUCAGAGCAAAUUCUGUUUUGAAAUCAAUUAUUAAAAAAAAAAACAAAAGGAAUCAUAUAUGUUAAAAUAAAUGCUUUUUAUUUUCGUUAAACUUUUAAAUAUUUUUUUUUGUUUUUUGUUGUACAUCAAAAUUCUCACCAAAUAUAGUUCUUAUAUAAAAAUUCCAA